UGGAAGGAGUUGCUGUGAAAUGGAUCUGUCAAACAAUCCACUCACAUGCAUCUCUGAUACUCGGAUAAAUUUAAAUGGAAAUGAUUUAAAGGCAGAUGAACAUUCUGCUUUUGUUGAAACCGAUAAAGGUCCACAUCUAUUUCUUACAUUCUCUGGAGCUCAAGAUCAAGCUGGCAUCCACAAGUUUGGGAGUAAAAGAGUGAGACCAACCGGCCCUGAUAAAGAGCAGUACUACGUGGGACUGGUGGUCAGCAGGAGAGAGAAUGAAACAUUGCAGAACAAAGUUUAUGCUUUUUAUAAAGAGAAGAACAAAGACCAAGGACUGAGCAAAGACAUGUGGCUCCCCUUUGUGAGCCAAGUUUGCACGGCGGAUGAAGGGGGUCCAAAGAACAACCUCCAGUUUAAGUGGACGUCACUGAUGAAUGCAAGGCUGUAUUGUGGAAACCCAGACAGCAAACAGCAUUUCUCUGAGCUGGUAGAUGUAGCUAUUGUGGACGCGCCACGGUGGCAGGAUACCAGAGUUUAUGGGCUUUUCAGAAAUGAAUGGGGCAUGAGUGCUGUGUGCAUCUACACCAUAGAAGACAUUAACAACAUUUUCAUCACGUCCCCUUUUAACGGUUCAAAAGAGGAUGAUGCAGUGGACAAACGGAGAAAACAGUGUGUCCCGGACAGCACCAAGAUAAGUUCAGAUGUCCUGAUGAGGAUUGAAAAGGUGUCGGAGAUGAAGGACUGGGUGCAGCCGCUGAACAAGAUGGGUCCAGUUCUCGUUAAGCACCACAACUACACCCGGAUCUAUGUGGAUUUUUCCCUGGAGACUCAACAAUCUGUCAUGUUUCUUUCUCUAAGUAAAGGUUUUAUUCAUAAGGUGGUGCAGAAGGAAAACCAUUCUCUCAUCAUCGCUGAGUAUCAACCUUCAAAACCCCCAGACCACAUCUUCAGUUUCAUCUUCAGUCCCUCCUCUAAAACUCUGUAUGUGAAAUCAAAAAAUGAGCUGAUCCAAAUUAAUAUGGCAAACUGUCAUAUGUAUGGAAAAACCUGCCAGGAUUGUGGGCUGUCCAGUGAUCCAUACUGUAUUUGGAGGAACGAGCAGUGCAGCAGUGUGACACCACAUCAUAUGGUCAUCCCGAGCCACGAGAAUUGCCCAACACGCCAAGCUUAUCAACAAUCAGGUGCUGCAGGACCUAAAGUCAACAAUGUGUCCCUUAUCACAGUUCCCUUUCUGUCAAGACACUUCCUACAAUGCCCAGUGUCAUCCCAUCAUGCCAAUUACAUCUGGCGCGGUCCUGAAGGAUCCAAACCCUGCAACCUAAAUGAGGGGCUGUGCCUUUACCUGAUCUACAGCAUGACUCCCAAGCAGGAGGGAAAUUAUGCAUGUGAGUCCGAGGAAAAGGGCUAUUCGAAGGUUCUAGCUCAGUACCAGCUGAGAAGCACAGCUGCAGGGCAGACAUUUGGUCCAAGAGUCUGGCUCUGGCUUUUCCUGGGUUUAGUUUUGAACAUAAUUCAUUAGAACUUUCCUACAAAUACUGAGCU
Molecule: messenger RNA, 1530 nt
Organism: Cyprinodon tularosa
Lineage: Eukaryota; Metazoa; Chordata; Actinopteri; Cyprinodontiformes; Cyprinodontidae
Product: semaphorin-7A-like
Exons: 11
Coding region: 20-1507 (495 amino acids)
Biological process (GO): positive regulation of ERK1 and ERK2 cascade; semaphorin-plexin signaling pathway; axon guidance
Molecular function (GO): integrin binding; semaphorin receptor binding; chemorepellent activity
Source: RefSeq, a predicted model, not a curated record